AUGAAAAACAAUUAUCUUGCUCAAUUACCACCACCCACGACUGAGUCGCAUCGAACAUCGUCGUCAGAACCCUCAAAUUAUGCAACACCGAGUAGCUCUUCAACUAUCAAUAUAGGCUCCAUCAAUCAUUCCCUGAACAGUUUCAAUGGCUCAGUGUACAAUUCUCCAGCACCUCAAUCUUCACGCAAAAAAUCAACCCAGCUUCAAAACAAUGACAAGCAAUCGUUCGAUAUGAAUUAUAAGCGUGUUCCUCCAACAGAUAGUCUUGUUAUUGAUGGAAAAGUAAUUUUAGAAAAGUGGGUAGAAUAUCAAGUUAUGGUUGCCAAGAAGUAUUAUCAAACCGGCUUACUGGUAGAAACAGAUGCACAAGGCAUCUUGGCAUUAGACAAUAUUUUGCUUUUAAAGAAAGAUCAAAUAUGCGAAGAUGUGAAAAAUAUCUUGGGAAUUGAUAUGAUUCAAAGCUUGACAAACCACAUUCAAAAAAAAUAUCGUAUUGAAUGCGAAACACUUGAUGUGAAUCUAGAGAGAGAGUUAAAAUUGAUUGUAAAGAAUUUUGGCGAAGGAAAACUUGGAUCAAGACAAGCUUCUAAAUGUAUCAUGUCACUGACUUCAGAAAAUGUUGAUACCGCUGUAGAUGACAUUUUGAUUGGUCUGAGAAACCUUACGGAAAGAUUACCAAGAAAAAAAUUUACAGGAAAAAUCCAAGAAAGAACAUUGUGUGGGUCUUACGUUGAUUCUAUUUUUCGUCCUAUCAUUGAAGAUACUGAUUCAGGAAAGCAAUUUUCAUGGUGCGAUAUUCAAAUAAACAAUUCAAUUCAAAGGCCAGAUUUUGUAGGAAGAAUACUAAAUAACGUUGUAUGGAACGGCCCAAUUACCGUAGACUUGAUUAGAAUUGGCCGAUUCUCUAAACAAUCCAUUGACAGUAAUUUCUAUGAAGGUGUGAUUGGUAUUCACGCUGUUGGCUUGAUAGUGACAGUCUAUUUUACUUGUUUGCUUGAUUCUGGACUUUAUGUAAUGAUUGAAAUUUGCACCAUAAGUAUGCCUAGAGACGCUACUCAACUCAGACUAUAUGUUGCCGUUUGUGAAGACCUUUUAUCUGUUCACCAUUUAUAUAAGAAUCAUUGUCAAUUGGCAAAUGAUAUUGAUAGUUUAAAGUCAAACAUGCGUGCAGGUAUGAGUGAGGAGAUCUUUAGAGAGCUUACUCGCAGCACGAAAAACAGAAAGCGACCUUGUCCAUUCACCGUCAAUCAAUAACUCAUGCACGCUAAUCAUAUCAUUUUAAGUGCGCUUUUUUUUGUAGCAAAAGUAAAGAAUUUUAUUAAAGUUAUUAAACGUCACACAUCGCGGAGGGAUGUGGCGAGAUUAUAUAUAAAUCGAAAUAGUAUUGGCAUAUAAGAAUAUGACUUCCGAAAGAGCUAAUGGCUACAUUUCAAAACGAAGACGAUAUGACAGAAUACGACAUAACGGUAUUAACUACCAAAUAUCUCAUUAAUCAACAUAGGGAACGUCGACAGUUAGGUGGUAUUGCUGCAAAAUGAAGGCUAGUAUGGAACGGCCACAAACGACGUAUCGUGAAUGCAGAACUGCCAGUAGUACUUCCAGAUAGCAAACUGGAUCGUCGCAAUCAAAGUCAUAUAGUA
Mucor mucedo is the source of this 1640-nucleotide messenger RNA. RefSeq lists its product as uncharacterized. The coding region runs from base 1 to 1254 and encodes 417 amino acids. The transcript is spliced from 7 exons. The record is from RefSeq and is a predicted model, not a curated record. Lineage: Eukaryota; Fungi; Mucoromycota; Mucoromycetes; Mucorales; Mucoraceae.